Molecule: messenger RNA, 8041 nt
Organism: Orbicella faveolata
Lineage: Eukaryota; Metazoa; Cnidaria; Anthozoa; Scleractinia; Merulinidae
Biological process (GO): positive regulation of transcription by RNA polymerase II; neuron differentiation; negative regulation of transcription by RNA polymerase II
Cellular component (GO): nucleus
Molecular function (GO): DNA-binding transcription activator activity, RNA polymerase II-specific; RNA polymerase II cis-regulatory region sequence-specific DNA binding
Source: RefSeq, a predicted model, not a curated record
GUGAGAGUAAAGUGUUUUGUCCAAGAGCACAACACAAUGUCCCCGGCCAGGGCUCGAACCCGGACCACUCGAUCCAUACUUGAGCGCAUUACUAACCCGCCUCCCAACUAUGGUUGGGUGUUUCAUGAUUAAAUCAGUCCACUCCCCUCUCUACCCGAUUCCUGGUUACACUUAUGAUGUGAAGUACCUUCCAAGUAUACCCCCAGGUACCGUGGUGUAAGGGGUUAUGCCUGAAUUUUCAGAGGUGAAAAAUAGAAGAAAAAAUACUAAAAAUGUACAGAAAGAGAAAGGUGAAGUUGAUCAUGAAAGGGUACAUCGUAGAGAUGUAAGUUUCAAUUUAAUUGCUGCUUUUGCUUGAAAUGCGUAAAACCGCACAUUAAAUUACAAGUUAACAACAAGUCUAUUCUCCAGUGUUUCGCAGCCUUGGUUUGACCGAGGCAGCAUUUGUUGCCAGGCAAGAGACAAAACUGAAGAGAAGAUUAAGAUCAAAACCGACAAUCCACCAUGUGUGUAUCACGACAUCAUCGCAGUUCAUAUCAUAUGUUCUCAAUUUGUAGUAAGCUGGCUUAGGUAAAUCUACUCCAGACAGCUGUAAAACACGCUUUGGCUUGCCUCAAUUGUAAAAAAAAAAAACAUUUUCAUGCGUUUUCAUCCGAUAGCAGUUUAGGCCUUUCCGCCUUGAUGUAACAAACAAAAUAAAGACUCUGAGAUGGAAGAAGGCGUUCGAAUUCAUGAACAGAGUACAUAGUUCAGCGGAAACUGCAUGGUUUAAAUACUAUAAUAACACUAAUUCCAGUUGAUACACUUUUUUAUCAUGAUUACGAAACGUAGUUCGUGAGACCCAAACGCUGGGGUUGGUCAUCCCGGGGGAUCCUGAAUUCCCAUCUCUUCGUUUUCUUAGAUAAGGGGGUAAAAAUAAUAGGGCCAUAAAAUCCUUGCCAAUGCACAGAGAAAAAAAUGUCGUCUAUUAUUCUUUUUAUGAUCGAGACAAAAUCAGAUGACAUUUCUUUGAAAGCCGAGUCAUUGCGGCAUUUGCGGACAACCCGCCGUGUGUGUCACGAUUUUAUCCUAAUUUUAAUUAGGAUCUUUGGGCAUAUGUUCUUAAUUUGUAGUAAGCAUGGUAGCUUCUUUCGCCCUUUGGCGUAAAUAUAGUAAUAAAAAUACUUUAGAUCAACUUGUUCUCAGUCUGGUCAGUCAUCCAUCACUUGUUUUCGAGAACAAUUCAGGAAUUUUAAUUUCCGCCUUGGUUUUUAAAACAGUUAAGAUCAGAGAAGACUACAACGAGAGCUUGUUGGCGGGAGACAGAAUAGCAUGGUACAUAAUUUAUGAUUUAUAGCCUAACUAUUAUAGUUUGGAAAAUAGUUUGACCGAAAUUCAAAUGUGGAUGCACUGAAAUUUGUUCAGAAGAUCUAGAAGGAAAACGUUGGCAUCAACUUUCGAGGUAAACGGCUCGUCGUUUACGAAACUGAAUAUUGAAUUAUCAGCUCAAUAAUAAACUUAUAUCAGUUGCAACUGAAAAAAUCUGCAUCAGUAUGUUGAAAAGAUUUUAAAGAAAAUUAAAGGGUCAUUUAAGCCUGAGAUGUUGACGAUAUACACUGCAGAAGUCGUACUGAUAUUCAACAUCUUACGGUAACAUUAUCCUGCAAGCAGAGUUGAUUCGACCUUUCAGUCGUCAGGAAAGAUCGAAUCGACGCUUCUGGAAGACUGGAAGGGUGUAACAGCCGUAAAGCUUUGAUUCGUUCCCUUUUUCAAAUUUCGAGUUUUCUUGCGCAAAUGACAUCUAAUGCAUUACUUGUGAUGACCAUUAUAAGAUUUUUGACAACUUUUCAUGUCAAACAAUUGUUUCAUUAACCUUCAUUUAUGGAAAACCUAACUGAGGGUGUCAAUAAACGAGACAGAUGGUUGGUGUAAUCUUCAGAAGGCUAUUCCAGUCUUGGCAUUGACAAGUGAAAAAUUGAUCAUGAUGCGCCGCUGGACAGGUGAUGACAGAAGUCACCCCACAAGAAUUUGUGAUCCUUAAUCUCUAAUCCAGUCCGUCUAUUAUCGAUAAUUGUUGAUAUUUAGCAAUCACAAUGUUUCUUUUGUACUAUUAUUAGUCACUGUGCAGGUGUUUGAAACACUGUUAGCUACGUUCUACAUCGAAUUUUCUUGUGUCCUUUCGGUUAAUGUUUACACGCUGCGUUAUUUCCCUUUGUGGUAACCUUCGUGCUCCUGUCAGCUCUCCGAAGUGGCCGUAUCUUUGAGGAGAGCUGCUCAUCGAAAUUUAUCCAGUUUUCUUUACUGGGCCUGCUUCCACUGGAUGUUUCAUACUCAUGCUUUAAACAUAACGGGCCCAUUGGCCAUGUCUAUUGACAAAAAUAGACCAUAAAUUAAGAGAAAACGAAGUUUAAAUUAACACAAAUACAGGUUAUUGUGAUUGUUUGAUUAAAAUCGCCUUACCUGCUGAUCACGUGUCAACUGCAAUGUUUGUUUUUAAUUUGAAAACUCUGAUCUUUAGAUGUAGAAGAAAUCCAAUGCAGUGGGAAACGAUAAGGUUAGAUACCAAGCAUUUAGGUCACAUGUCAAUUGGACUAUCGAUAUCUAUCUCACUUUGAUAGUGGUCACUGUUUAUCCCAAGGCAUUACACUGCUGUCUAUAAAUUUGAGGAAACCCAGCACCCGAAUGAUGUUCCAUCGCGCUUAAGCCUUCCUUCGAGAGUGAAAUUAUUGCUAUUUCUUGUGAUUAAGAAGUAAUCUUAAGAUUGUUUUAAAGAUAACAAUUGCGUGUCUAGUCCACAUAACUUGAGCCAAGCUCUGCAUUCCAACUGACUGCAGUCACUACAGCAAGCUCGGAAUAAUGACCGUUCAAAGUUCAAGUAAAUCCACUUUUCACCCACUUUAAUUUGAAAAGGGUCAAGAUUUUUAUGUCGAGUUGAAAAGAGAUUCACAAGUGAAAUUGUCCAGAAGAAAAAAAUCAACAACAACAUCCGUGCGGCAAAGGCCCAGAUAUGUUGAAAUUUCAUUUCCUGUUGACAGUGCAGACAGGAAAAAGAUGCAAGCCCCGUUUCCGAAUCUAGGGUCACGCGAAAAAUUCUUCACCAAUAAGAAACACAUGGUAGAUUUAAGCAUGCGAUAAUUGUAAAUAAACUAAAUCGCCAGAAGUAUUUGCUUAUUGCUUUUCAAUAGCCAAAGCCCCGGACCACGUUUUGGAACGUCAACUCCGUAAUUGUGCAAUUUUGGAAAAACAUGUUGAACAUUGGCUAUGAAGUAGAACGCUAAAUUCCCACUAUGGGAGAUAAUGGGAGGGUGUCAACCUAACAGUAAGACCUCUUCAAAGCUCGUGCCUUAGUUACCCCCUACCAAAGACGCCGCGACACGAAACCGUACCUCUAUCCUUUAUAUGGGCGCUGUUACAUAAAAGCAUCCCACUCGAAUUAGUGUCUCUUUGUGUACAGCUGCAGUGAUACGUUGAAAGUUUACUGCUAUCUCGAUAACGAAAAUGUGGCAUAGCGACUUUGGAACAAAUUGGCCCGGCAUGGUUCAGCCGCAGAUGCUUCCAUCGACUUACCUUGAAGACGACGACGACUCGCAUGUGAAGAGGCCGAUGAAUUCAUUUAUGAUCUGGGCCAAAAUUAUGAGGCGUAAAUUUGCUGAGGAGAACCCAAAACUGCACAAUGCAGAAAUCAGCAAACUACUAGGCAAAGCAUGGAAUGAGCUCACCACGAAGGAAAAGCGUCCUUUUGUCGAGAAAGCAGAAAGGCUCCGAAUUCGCCACAUGAAGGAACAUCCAAAUUACCGUUACACACCAAAGAGGCGCUCGCAAGAGCGACGACCAGGCCAGCGAACUAAUUCAACGUACAUCAAUCCAACCUUCAUCAGCAGCAUUUCUAAUGUUGUCAUGAGUAGGCAGGUGUUCGGAAUGCCUCCUUCUCCAGAUCCAAGUUCCAAGGAGAGGCAUUUUUCCUCAACUCAGUACGCGGACAAUGCACAGCAAUAUUACUCCGCAGGAACUGAAGACCGUGAUUGGAACUCCAAUUUGUUCAGAGAAUCAUUAAGCAAUCAGCACGAUUACCAUGUGUACCCGGCGACGAGAUGGGAAAAAGAACACGGCAGAUCUCAUUAUAUCGCAUCAGCUACCCUCGAUUGCCACAAUUCCCAAUUUAAAGCAGGAGUAUGCUUCGCAUCAGAUCGGAACACUACUGAGUAUGACGAUGCCAGAUUUGGUACGAAUGCUGAGCGUGUUUUUUACCCCGUCGAAGCUGGAAGGAAAGAUGUUAUGCUUUCCCCUUGUGCCUAUCAGCCCGGAGAGAUAAAAUCAUCUGAACAUUAUUAUCCUAAUAGACCUCGUUCAUCAGUUGUCAAAAGUGCGGUACAUCCCGCAGGAAGUAGUGGAUCUACAGUACCCACAGACGAUCGCCAACCACACAAAAUAGCAGGCCGAACAAGACUGAGUUCUUGCAGAUUUGCCCAGCCACAAGCUGUUGAAAAUGAAGACGACGAAGGCGAUGAGUAUACUGAACGAAUGAGAGGAAACUCGGGGGCUGUGUUAGAAAACUUUACAGAACUCUUAUGCGACGACUUGGAUAGAGAGGAAUUCAGCAUGUACCUCGCCGAAGCAUUCUGAAAUAUGCACUUUUUCCUCCCAAAGCCUUUUUAUGCAUUGUACCCGGUAUUCAACAGGACUGAAUACGGUUAGGUGGAUGUUACAAAUUUACACCGAGUUGCUUGUGAGCAUGCAGAUUAAGUUGUUAUAUGAUUAUUGGUAGAUGGCCAAAGUAGUUAACGAGUUUCAAAUGGGUUCCAUCAUGCCAAUCCAACACGCUAUUUUUGCAGAUAAACCACACUUUAAGUGUGCUUGGAAUCCUUUUUUCACUGAAAGGGUAGCUCGAGAACUUGUGAACAACAUAUUUGCAAUCUGAUGAUAGAGCCAUGCUAUUAUCCGUACCUUUUUCCAGAAAAGUGUUGUUUACGACGUGACGAAAACCACGCGGAGUUCUCGUGAGUUGAUGCUAUAAUGAUAAGGCGAUGAAAAAAGCCGAGGUUAUCUCUUUCAAUUAAUAGCUUUGUUAUAGCAAGGGUGUAUUGUGUAAAUAGUAAUAAUGAAGAAAGGAACCCAAUAUAGAAAAUGUUAUGAUUUCAUGUACAUCUUUUCUUAAAUCCGGCGCAAAGUGGCGCCUUUUUAGUUGUAAAAUAUCUCGUAGUGCAAGUGCAAUUAAGCAUGAUUGCUUGGUCGAGACAGAGGCAAGUGUUCAUCUUCUUCCAUGGAAGCAUACAAAAAAUCUUGGCUGCUUUUGGCGAGCAGUUGACGAAUUGCCUCGUCAUUUGUUUGGAUGACCCGGCCAGCUUUAAAGAAACGUUGAGAAACAUUUCUCUUAAGUAUGAACCUAAAUAUGAUCAACAUUUUAACUCGUCGAUAUCUUUUCGUUCUUUGAGGUCUGCGGUUGACCCCGCAAAUACCAAACAAAUUUAGCGAUACUGCUCUCCAAGAAAUGCCUUCACUGCAGGCUAAACAAAAAACUCCAUUGAGAUAAAUGCUCCAAAUUGUCGGUGGAGCUAUAGACUGAUAGGGGUUUAAACUACACUGAGUAGCGCUUUUAAGCCUUAUGGAAAGCUCGACGAGUGCCUACUUGAGCACUAUGUGUAGCAGGACUCCUGCUUAGCUGAGGGUUUCUUCUAAAGAUUGAAUCCAGUCCGAGUAUUGUGGGGUAAAAAUCCGGCCUUUCUUAGCUCUCAUCAACUCUCAGUCACUCCUGUAACACAAGCACAAACUCAUUUGACUCCCGAGGAGGUUCGAAUUCGAUGAAUGCGCCAGGAAAUUCCGAGUUAGCCGAUGCGAGUGCAGAAGCACGAUCGGAAUUGGUAUCAAACUAGAGUACAAAAAGUUUUAACACUUGUCUACUUGUCGUUCUCUUGUAAUCCGUCCUUUAAUAUUCAAAAUAAAAGGGGGCAAAAUCCUUCCUGUAUAAAUCUAAUCUAACUCAUCCAAUAUAAUUAUGAUUUUAAACAAAAAACAAUACGUUCUUAAAGGCAUUGGCUAAAUUAUGUUUUUGAACUGUUCAUGAUCACCCACAGAAAGCAAUAAGUUGCGGCUGCCGUCCCCCUUGAAGGCAAUUUCACUUUUCUCAAAGGAAAGUUGGGCCAGGAAAAAGAGCGAAAGACCUUCUUUCACCGUGCUUGAAGGAGAAGCCUUCUAGAGUCUUUUUCUACACCUACGCUCCACUCACAGUCGUAUUGCGGCGUUUUCUGGCGUACUCAUAAUACGUUUUGGCAGUGUGCAGUGAAUAUAGUUUUUCCCGUUGGGCUUAUUGUUGUUAUUGUUUUCUUAGAGCAAAAGCCGUGUUAAAAACAUUGUUGAAAUAAAAGGUCGAUUGUUGAAAUAAAAAAAAAAUGAAGAAAUCUCAAGUUCACAUCGAUAGCACCUUUUUGAUGCCGCUUAAUGUGGCCUAAUAGAGGUGUUAUUUACAGUAAUUAUAUAAGAUAAACUUAGGGACCCUAAACCACUUCCCGCUAAAUAGAGAGUUUCCGCUAAGUUAAGGACCGCUUAAGGCAUGUUCCACUAAAAAUGUCUUUAAAUUCUGGUGGCAUCCUCUCGAGGUAUACGCCAAGAAAAAAUUUCCGUCAAUAUUGACACAUUUAUCCAUCUUCCCUCCGGCAAAAUUCCAAUUUUUUUACCACAGGAAAUAUUUGUCUGGAUUAAACCAUUUUCAGGUUUUGUAACGAAAGACGAUCUAUUUUAACAGUUAAAUGCAUUUGUAGAAGUAUUUGGAAAGUAAUACUCAGUUUACAUAACUCUCCAAUUAUCACUUUGAAAAAGAGUGACAUGUUUGAAAUCAGUAUGACGGCUGGAUUUUCACUCUUGGACCGAAAGAAACUUUGUCACUCUCCAAAUAUCUACCUCUAAAAAUAAGAUUGCAGUAGAGUUAAAAUACCAACGAGCAAAAGUUUUCUCAUCGAUUUAAAAACUUGAUUUGAAUUUGUAUGAAUUUUAGAUACACAUCAUCCCUCCAUGCUUCUUGUACCCUUUUGGAAUUGAAGAAUAACAUGGCUGCAUGCUACCUUUUUAUGGCAUUCAGCCAUAGUAACCAACCGCAUGCUGGUUAGUACCAAAUCGUUAUAACUCAACCGGAAUCUUUUUUGCCAGUCCCAGCCGAAUAGGCGCCCAAGAAAACGAAGUGAACACAAGAGACACCGCUAGAAAGCUAAAAGACAUUUCAGUUUUGUGGUUUCAACGUAUUAGUCUUGGGCCGGCUAAGAGAUUGUUUGUGUUUACGAUGACACCCAGGCUCACCCAUUUUGGAACUGGAAGCGUUUUUUUCAGUUUACUAGCCCAUAAUGUUGCUAAUUACUUUUCAGGACUAGCCCAUAGUUUCCUUCGAAGGUGUUCAGAGUUACAUUUAAACCAGGACGAUGGCGUGUUUCUUUAUGGUCCCUUUUUUAUAUGUGUCAAAGCAAAACGGUUGAAAGCAUUUAUCCCAGACACGAGACCAUGAUUACUUCUUUCUUGCCAUGAGCGAAUUUACUCCUCUAAUUCCCUGGAUCCAAAGCUCGAUGCGUGUUACCUUUCGUGUUAGCCUGAAAAUUUUGUUUUACUCUAACGCAAUCGCUUCCUACUUGAUAAGCGCUUUAACAGUUCUCGUCUCCUAUGUGCUCUGCUAAGUAUUUGCGUGUGCACUUUUAAAGACAUGUUAUUAGUUCGUGUAAAAGGUAAACAAAGGUAUUAUCGGCCAACUAGGUCAUAAAAUGUCAUUUCGUUGGUUGUUUCACUAAACCCGUUCGUUCUAGCCGACAAUCCUCAAUAUUUUUUCCUCAGCAACUGUCUUCUUGGACCAGCAUUAGCUGAGGAAAAUUCCACGCUUUUAUUAUGCCUAAAGAUUGCCGCCUAACCGCUGCAAAGGGGCAACCUAACCUUUUGCCUCACCACCUCAUAUGCGUUGCUAAACUAAACUUCUUUAUAAGUCUUCGAGACUUCAGAAAGGACUGCACAUGAAGUAAAUUCUGUACUCAUCGAUGAGAAUCUGUCUCCUCAAGUUUAACUUGUGAUGAUGUACUAGCGAAGGGAUUAA